Molecule: messenger RNA, 1952 nt
Organism: Vigna angularis (adzuki bean)
Lineage: Eukaryota; Viridiplantae; Streptophyta; Magnoliopsida; Fabales; Fabaceae
Product: serine carboxypeptidase-like 50
Exons: 2
Coding region: 180-1556 (458 amino acids)
Biological process (GO): proteolysis
Molecular function (GO): serine-type carboxypeptidase activity
Source: RefSeq, a predicted model, not a curated record
GCAUUCCAAUAUUUUUUAAAAGAAGUGAGCUGUAAAAUCAGAAUGCAAACACAAAUGACCAAAAAGCCAUGAUCUAAAAUAAAUGUCAAUAAGAGAACGUGGAUAUAUUGGGAUUUUCUCUAAAGUUUUGAGGUUAAUUUAUAGGUAUCAUCCACAAGCACACAUGGUCAAACACUAAGAUGGCCUCAUCAGUCUCCUUCACCCUUUUCUUCCUCUGCUUCUCUUUCUUUCACUUCCCACUCUUUUUAUCACAAUCAAGCCAAUCAUUCCCCAAAGAAGCCCUCCCCAGCAGGUAUGGCUACCUACCAAUCAGUCCUACUUCUGCGUCUGCAAUUUUCUACGCUUUCUAUGAAGCACAAAACUCCACUUUGCCAGUCUCCCAAACCCCACUUCUCAUUUGGCUCCAAGGUGGCCCUGGCUGCUCCUCCAUGCUUGGCAACUUCUACGAGCUUGGACCAUGGCGAGUCACCCAAUCCCUCACCCUUCAGCCCAACCCUGGCUCCUGGAACAGAAUUUUUGGCCUUCUUUUUCUUGAUAGUCCCAUUGGAUCUGGCUUCAGUGUGGCCUCAACCCCAGAAGAGAUCCCAAGAGAUCAAAACGCGGUUGCCAAACACCUCUUUGCUGCUAUAACCAAAUUUCUUCAACUGGAUCCUCUUUUCAAGCAUCGCCCUGUUUAUAUUACUGGAGAAAGCUAUGCUGGCAAGUAUGUGCCUGCGAUUGGGUACUAUAUAUUGAAGAAAAAUGAAAACUUGGAGGCUUCCGAAAGAGUGAAUCUGGCCGGUGUAGCUGUCGGGGAUGGGUUAACAGACCCCGAAACUCAAGUUGUCUCUCAUGCUGUGAAUGCAUACUAUGUUGGAUUGAUCAACGAGAGACAGAAGAAUGAGUUGGAAAAAGGUCAACUGGAAGCUGUUGGGUUGAUCCAAAAGAGGAAUUGGAGUGCAGCAACAGAUGCGAGAAGCAAGGUGUUGAAAAGGUUGCAAGACAUGGCAGGGUUGGCUACUUUGUAUGACUAUACAAGGAAAGCUCCGUACGAGGAUGAUCUGGUGGAACGGUUCUUGAACAUUGCGGAGGUGAAGAAAGCACUGGGGGUGAAAGAAUCGUUUGUGUAUGAGAUAUGCAGUGAUGUUGUUGGGGAGGCAUUACAUGGUGAUGUGAUGAAAAGUGUGAAACAGAUGGUGGAAUACUUGGUGAGGAAGAGCAGGGUGUUGCUUUAUCAAGGUGAGUAUGAUUUGAGGGAUGGAGUUGUCCAAACAGAGGUUUGGGUUAAGACAAUGAAAUGGGAAGGGAUAGAAGAGUUUCUGAAUGCUGAAAGGAAGAUAUGGAAGGUUAAUGGAGAGCUUGCUGGGUAUGUUCAGUCUUGGAACUCUCUCACCAAUGUUGUCGUUUUGGGAGCUGGCCAUCUUCUUCCCACUGACCAACCUCUUCAUUCUCAAGCCAUGAUUGAAGAUUGGGUUCUCCAAAAGGCUUUGUUUGAAAACUUUCCUAAGGCAAAUGUAUCAAAAAGUGUGAAAGCUCCAAGAAUUCAUCAAGAAGGUCGUAGUGUUUAUCUUUGGUGAUUGCUUGACGAGCAAGAAUUUGUGUGCUCUUAAUGUCUGAUCAACCUGCACUUGAGGUGUCUAUUUCGUGAUCAGUUUCUAUCAAUCUUGUGAAGAUUGGAGUUGCUCUGUAGUGACUACAGGAAGAGGACGUGUUACAUUCUGGAUUUUGAGGAGUUUCACAAAGGGUUGAAGAUGGCAGGAGAGGGGACAUCUUGCUGCUGGUCUUUGUGUGUUGUAUGCCUAUAUUUUGAUUACAGGGUUAGAGAUGUGUUUUAUAUUAUUGACGUGGAGGUCUCUAUAAAAGCCUUGUUGUAAAAACCUUGAUCAUUAUAGUGCAUUUGCUUCCUGUGGUGGAAGGACACUAGAUUUAGGCUUGGCCGAACCAGUAUAAAAACCUAGUGUUUCAUUUUUCUA